Messenger RNA from Besnoitia besnoiti, 4836 nucleotides. RefSeq lists its product as uncharacterized. The record is from RefSeq and is a predicted model, not a curated record. Gene Ontology annotation, cellular component: membrane; cytoplasm. Gene Ontology annotation, molecular function: 1-phosphatidylinositol 4-kinase activity. The transcript has 15 exons. The coding region runs from base 1 to 4836 and encodes 1611 amino acids. Lineage: Eukaryota; Apicomplexa; Conoidasida; Eucoccidiorida; Sarcocystidae. Gene Ontology annotation, biological process: phosphatidylinositol phosphate biosynthetic process; phosphatidylinositol-mediated signaling.
AUGGCCUCUCUAUCUUCGCGUACGCCAGCAGAGGGUGCCGUGGUUGUCUCUCCGUCUUCUCCUGCCUCUUCUCCGAGCAAGUCCUUUGUCUUCUCUUCGCCGUCGCGAGGCUCCUCUCCCACGGUAUCGAGUUCUUCCAUGGCUUCCGCUUCGUUUGCGGAGCCUGUCGCCGCUUCUUCACCUUCGCCGUUGCCUGCCGUGUCGCAGACAUCGCCGCCUGUGGGCGCGACGUUGGAAGCGCUCUCGAGUCCCGGCGCCUUCCAGGGCCCCUCGCCGCCGGCGGAACAAAGUGUGGCCUGGUCGGAAGCCGCAAGUGUCGAAGAUGAUGCAGCAGAUGUGCUGAAGGCGACGGCGGCGAUUGUGUCAGCGUCUGUUCCCCCCUCUUUGAGCCAGUUCGACGCGCUCCCUCCUCCUGUCCACUCCUCCUCCCCGCCCUCCGGCCUGUCCUCACCUCACGUCGGGCGCCAAGCGACGCCACGCGAGGCGACGAGGCUCUUUGAAAAGCGCGUGAACGCUGCCAGAGAGGCUGCCAAGGACUGGAGUCCGCAGGGCGCAGCUCCUCACUCUGAAAACCCCGUCGGGAUGGAACCGCUGGACGAGAAGAGCACCCAGGCCGCGGAGCUCGAGGCUGGAGAGCGUGACGGGGGAGAGAAGCGAGAGACCGCGGAGGAGGAGUGGGAGAAGGAGGGCGCGUCGGCAGAGUCCCGCGGGAGAGGCGAGGGGCGCUCUGUGGCAUCGUCUCCGUCGUCGGACGCACCGCCUCGUGCGCCUCUUCCGCAAGAGUCUCCAGCGUCUGCGGGGCUUUUUCCUGUGGCGGGCUCCUCCCCCUCGCCUGCCUCGUCGCCUGCGGCGACCGCGAGAGUUCUGCAGGCGCUCGUCGCGGCGCCCGCGCCAGGCAGCUCGCCGUCUCAGCACCACGACGAGGCAGUGCGCGAGGCUGAACAGAUCCUGGCGAAGCAGAUGAAGGCGCUGGCGUCUGCGGAAAGCGCGGGCACGGAGGAGGCUGCAGGGAAGCCCCCAGUGAGAGCGACGUCUUCUUCGCCGCGCGCGGCCUCGUCCGCGGGGCUGGUGAAGGUGCUGAGUGGGAGCGGCAGCGCGAGUCUGGUGCGGCGCGGAGACGAGGGCAGCUUGCUGCGCCUUUUCCAGUCCGAGUACUUUGACGCCUACUUCCACAUGCACUACCUCUUCCACAGACAAGAGCCCGGCGUCCACGAAUACCUGGUCAACUUGCUCUACGUGAAGCGGACCGACGAGGACAUUAUCUUCUACCUGCCGCAGCUCGUCCAGCUCUCGCUCGUCCGCUUCAAAACGUCUUCGCUGCACCGCUUCCUCCUCGACAAAGCAAGUAAAAGCAUGCAUCUCGCCCUCAUGGCCUCCUGGCUGUACCAGUCCAUGGUCGAAGACAAAGUCACAGGCCUGGAAGAGGCUGCGCAGAAGAUGACGCAGGAAGUGGAGAUGGCAGUGGUGAACUGUAAGCCGCUGGGCGCCGGCGCGCAUCACGGCUGGAGUGCAAAGCCAGAGAGAGACGCGGAGACGAAGCGAGACGAACGAGGGAAGCAGAAGAGCGACGCGCUGUCCGUGGACCUCUUCAAGAGACGGCGCAUCGUUCAGCUCAUCCGUCAGCACCAGCGUUCCCUGGAGCAAGAGGCCGAGAGCGCGGAGACUUCGCACGCUGCGUCGUCGGCGCCGCCGCAGUCUGCGCCUUGCGAAGCUGAGGGCGAGCGUCUGGCGGGCUCGGGGCGAGAGCCGCGCGACGGGGAGGGACGGACUUCUCCCUCUUCCGCGCCGUCCCCCGAGUCUGCCAGCGCGUCUUCUCGCGCAUGUGGCGAUCCCUCUGCGGCCAGAGAGGGCAGUUCAGCUGAGGGGGACGAAGAGAAGGAGGAAGGGGGUCACGCGUUGCCGCUUCUUUCGUCUGUCGUCGCGUCUUCUUUCUCUGUCGCGGAGAGCGACCGCGAGUCUCCCUCGUCGGCGUCGCCGACGCCAGCCGAGUCGCGCGCGUCGCCGGAAAGCUCGUCUCUGUUGUCUUCCGCGGGCGCUUCAUCCGCCUCGCCGUCUCCGUCUCCGUCUCCGUCGUCGCCGCCUUCGCCUGCUGCGAGUGUUCGCCGGCGCGACCCGACCUCGCGCGGGACGCUGCCUGUAGGCACCGUGCUGCCGCGGAUGCCGCCGAGUCUGCGGCAUCUCACGGGCGCGACGACGCUACCGGGUGCCAAGGUGAAGCUGCCCUCGGUGUACGGGAAGCUGGGAAAUCCCCUCUCGCUGUCCACGCUCCAGCUGCCGCUGCUCUCGCCGGCGCGUUGCGGCGGAGGCGCCCGACGCCCAGCCGGCGAGGGGGAGGUGCAGGGCGGGGGUGGCAGCAAGGUCGAGGCCGGGGAGGGGCGCACGCAGCCGCAGCCGCGCGAAGAGGAGAAAGGCAGGCAGGUCAGCGACGGCUGGGGGAGAGACGGCCAGGGCAUGGAGGAAGAGCUACAGCAGUUCAUCAUGAAACAGAGAAGAUGCGACUACUUUAACACGCUUAACCACUUCAUCUCGCUCCUCAUCGACGUCUCCAACGCCCUCGCCCUCGAGCCCGACAGAUCCCUCAGGCCUUCGCUUUUGAGUCACUUUUUGGAGAGUCUGAACAGCUGGAUUCUGUGUCGGCGGCUGUACGUCGCGGCGAUGAUUGGCACGUCGACGAUGACGGGUGUGACGAUUCCGUUCCACGAGGUCGGCUUCGAUCCCAACGAAGACGCCCACGGGACGAUGCGGGCCGCCUCCUCUUCCUCCUCCCACGCCUCCUUCGCCUCGCUGCGGUCGGGAAACGCCGCUUUCCACGCGGCGCCGGCCUCGAUGCUGACUGCGGGCGCCCACGGCGGUAUGCAUGCGCGGAAGAAGGGUGCUCAGGCCGCGCUGGCGAGACGCGGCGAAGACGAAGAGCGCAGACGCGCGGUAGCCUCCAACGACGAUCAAGUGCACUCGCUGCAAAUCCUCAGAGUGGAGGUCAAGGAAUGUCGCGCCCUCAGCUCCAAGAAACGCGUGCCUUACCUCCUCGUGUUCGAGGUCGCCGACCUCGACGAGGACUUGACGCAGUUCGAGGACGUCGCCGACCUCGCCUCCUCGUCGGAAUCCGCUGCCGCAGCCCGCACACCCGGCUCCAGUUCGUCUGUGCGCUCCGGGGCGGCCUCGCCGUCUCCCUCGUCCGGCUCGCACCGCCACGCGCAGGGCGACUCGCGGUGCGGGUCGCGUGCCGCAGCCUCGCCGUCGUCGCCGUCGAGCUCUGCGCGAAGAGACGACGAACACAAGCACAGCAGCAAGGCCAACAGACGGAGAGACGAAGACGGGGAGGUCGCGUGCGCGCGGCAGACCGACUCCCCGCCCGCCCUCCAGUGGUCGUCGCUCUACGUCUACGAGGCCAUCGUCGAGGAACUCAAGCAACAGAAACUCCUCGUGUCGAAUGCGGAAGACGAGGACGGUGUGACGACAGUCCGCCGGGCUCUUGGUCUCAUUCCAUCGGAUCCUGCUCCGUCGACGGCGGCUCCAGCAACUCAGUCAGUCUCUUCUGCGUCAGCGUCUACGGCCUCCGCGCCCUCGACUUCUUCCUCCUCGUCUACACGUCCCUCGGAUCGCUCGUCGCUGUUUCUGUCGUCUUUCCUCGGCGGCGCUCUCUCUUCGAGUUCGCAGUCGUCGUCAGCCUCUUCGGCGGCCUCGACAGCGGGCGCGUCGCUUCCUUCGCCCUCGGAGGCGUCUCGCGCGGCCUCGCGGGGCUUCUUUGCUGGGCUGGAGUCCUUCGCCUUCUCCUCCUCGGCGUUCUCCUCCUCCACGUCCGGCUCCUUUGGGCUCCUGCAGGCCGCCGGCCUCGGCGUGCGGGCUCCAAGCCCCGGAGCCGACGGUCAGAAGGACGAGGGAGGCCGCAAGGCUGGAGACAGUGGAGACGGGCAGGAGGCGGAGGAAGUCGAGAUCGCCCAGGGAACGGCGCUCGGACGAAUGACCAAACAAAAAAAGCAACUUUGGGGCGAACUCUGGGGCGAUAAGCGAGAGCGACUGCGGCGGCGAUCGCCCUACGGACAUUUGCGGUCUUGGGACAUUCGCUGCGUGUUGGUGAAGGGAGGAGACGAUUUGCGGCAGGAGCUCCUCGCGUCGCAACUAGUGCGGCAGUUCAAGGCGAUCUUCGAUGAAGCGCGGCUGCCGCUCUGGCUGCGGCCUUACGAGAUUCUCGUCACGGGUUCGAACUCCGGCGUGAUGGAGUUCGUGCCCGAUACUUGCAGCGUCGACGUGUUGAAGAAGCGACACAACACGGAUUCGAUUGCGAGAGUGUUUGAUGUCCUCUUCGCGGACAACCCGUUUGAAGCCAAGAAGAACUUCAUUGAGAGCCAUGCGGCGUACUCCCUCGUCUCCUACUUCUUGCAAGUCAAAGACAGACACAACGGGAAUCUUCUCCUCGACGCCGAAGGGCACCUCAUCCACAUCGAUUACGGAUAUCUCCUCUCCAACUCGCCUGGGAAUAUCAACUUCGAGACGUCGCCCUUCAAGCUUACGCAGGAAUUUCUCGACGUCAUGGACGGCGAGACGAGCGACAACUACGAAUACUUCCGCACGUUGAUCAUCCGCGGGUUCCUCGAGGCCCGCAAGCACGCAGACCGAAUCAUUCUCCUCGUCGAGAUGAUGCUGUCAGCGACCAAGAUGCCUUGCUUCAGCGGCGGUCCGCAGUAUACGCUCGACUCGCUGCGAGAGAGAUUCAUGAUCGGUCUCCCCGAAGACACGUGCAUCGAGCGCAUCGUAGACUUGAUUGAGACGUCGGUGAACAACUUCCGCACGGUUCAGUACGAUAACUUCCAGCGCAUCACCAACGGGAUCCUCUGA